AGCGACUUCUAUUAUCUGCUUUAGAAAUCCAACUAACAACAUCCAUUCAACUUUGGAGGCGGUCGCUUCGUCCCUCCCUUCAUCGCUCACUUUUUCGUAUUAGUGUUUAUUAUUCUUUUGCCCUCACGUGGAGCUUGCACACUCUGAUCGAAUUAGUAUCAUUUCUUAGUAACGACUUACAGUGACAGUUGUUGAGACGACUAGUCAUGAAGGGCGCGAGCUGAUUUCUAAUACCAAGGAACACAUCUCAUCUCUACCAUCAAGAUGAAACUCCCAUUACUGUUACUGGCCUCCAGUAUCCAUUAUGUCUCUUUAUCAGCAAGCCCCAUAUUCGAAGAGUUCUUUUCUCCAGGUGUUGGUACAAGAGGAGCCGUUGCUUCAGAGGCUCAAGAAUGUAGCUACAUCGGGAGAGACUUGUUAGCACGAGGUGGAAAUGCCGUCGAUGCCAUGAUUGGAACGACAUUCUGCGUCGGUGUUAUUGGCAUGUACCACUCCGGUAUUGGAGGCGGUGGUUUCAUGAUUGUGCGUGACAAGAAGGGUAACUACGAAGCAAUCGACUUCAGAGAAUCAGCCCCUACAGCAGCAUUCGAGGGCAUGUACCAAGGGAAUGUGAACGGUAGCAUCUACGGAGGCCUUUCUGUUGGUGUGCCAGGCGAAGUCCGUGGGUUUGAGUAUGUACACAAGAAAUACGGCAGUCUUCCAUGGAAAACAGUCUUACAAGGAGCUAUUAAGGUGGCUCAGGAUGGAUUCAUAGGCAAGCCCAAGGAAAGUAGAGAGACAAAGAGUUACAAGCUGACAAAUGUCAGUCAAUGCCGACAUGGCAAGGUUUAUCGAAAAGACCAUUAAAGACCAUCAUAACUUCUUUGUCGAGGAUCCCUCAUGGGCACAAGAUUUCACUCGAAAUGGACAGCUUAUCCCCGAAGGAGAAACGAUGACAAGACGGCGAUACGCCCGUACACUUCAAUCUAUCGCAGAGCAUGGCGCUGAUGCCUUCUAUACAGGUGCUUUCGCUGAAAGCAUGGUCAAGACCAUCCAAGAAACAAAUGGUACCAUCACACUAGAUGACUACAAGAACUACCAUGUAAUCUCUCGAGAGGUUCUUCAUACUGAGUACAAGGGUUACGAUGUCUACGGCAUCAGCUCUCCAGCCGGUGGCGCCGUGUCACUCAAUAUCCUGAACACCAUGAACGGCUACUCACACCAAGACGAGGAUCGAAACACUACACUACACAUCUACAUCGAAGCCAUGAAGUUCGCAUAUGGAGCUCGUCUGCGUCUUGGCGAUCCUGACUUUGUAGAUGGCGUUCCGGAGCUCGAGCACGAAAUGCUCAAUGCCACAACGGCAGAAAGGAUCAGGAGUAAGAUCGAUCCUCGAAAGACCCAGAAGAAUGAAAAGUAUAACCCCGAUGGAAUCUACUCAUCUGAUGGGCACGGAACUUCCCAUGUCGUCACUGCAGAUGGCGAUGGUAUGGCUGUGUCGCUGACAACCACGGUCAACCUCAUCUUCGGAUCUUUCCUCAUGGAUCCUCUCACUGGUGUGAUCCUAAACAACGAAAUGAAUGACUUCUCUAUUCCGGGAGUUCCUAACGAGUUUGGUUUCGCACCAGCAGAAGCAAACUUCAUUCGUCCAAACAAGCGCCCCCUUUCCUCAUGCACACCUCUCAUCGUAUCCAACAAAGACGGAUCUCUCUUCGCCGUCAUCGGAGCUGCAGGGGGCUCACGUAUUAUCUCCGCUACGACUCAAGUUGCGUGGCGUGUAUUGACUUCUCCACCAUGGUCUAUCAAGGACGCUGUUCGUGAGCCCCGUGUUCACAACCAGCUCAUCCCGAAUACACUACUCGUGGAGAAGAAGUUCAGUUCAUACGAUGUUCCAUCGCUGGUGGAGCGAGGCCAUAAUAUCACUUGGGUCGAUGAGGGACUGAGUACUGUUCAAGCGUUAACGAGGGACCCAGCUGGCGUUUUUGAGGUUGCGCCUGAACCUAGGCAGAAGAACAGUGGCGGUGUGACAUUGUAGACAGCACAGGAAGAGAUGGAAGCAUGCAUGGUUAUAUUCCUGAUUGAGCAAUCAACACUUCUAGAAGGACACAGCAUACAAUAUAGAACAUUGACUACAUUAUUCCCAAGCUUAGUGCUUGCUGUAUCAAUUGCUCUAAGCUGUCUCUUUUCUCGCUGAAUCUUCGAAAAAGGGUAUCCUUUAGUCUAUCUCCAAAAAGUCUACGCUCUUUGUUUCGCAAGUGACACCAAACGUGCCAACUGAACCGUCCACUUCUUUGCAAACUCCUCCUCGGUGAAUCUCUUUGCCGACUCUCGUGCACGCAAGCG
Molecule: messenger RNA, 2322 nt
Organism: Fusarium verticillioides 7600
Lineage: Eukaryota; Fungi; Ascomycota; Sordariomycetes; Hypocreales; Nectriaceae
Product: gamma-glutamyltransferase
Exons: 7
Coding region: 800-2014 (404 amino acids)
Biological process (GO): glutathione catabolic process
Cellular component (GO): plasma membrane
Molecular function (GO): glutathione gamma-glutamate hydrolase
Source: RefSeq, a predicted model, not a curated record